This is a messenger RNA of Perca fluviatilis (European perch), 4160 nucleotides long. It is a transcript of the gene slc5a7a, whose product is annotated as solute carrier family 5 member 7a. Gene Ontology annotation, molecular function: choline:sodium symporter activity. Gene Ontology annotation, biological process: transmembrane transport; synaptic transmission, cholinergic; choline transport. Gene Ontology annotation, cellular component: plasma membrane; synapse; perikaryon. The record is from RefSeq and is a predicted model, not a curated record. The transcript is spliced from 9 exons. Bases 780 to 2570 code for a protein of 596 amino acids. NCBI's taxonomy places the organism in Eukaryota, Metazoa, Chordata, Actinopteri, Perciformes, Percidae.
UUGUCCCAGAUUUCUUCCAUGGUAGGCCCAAAACAGGAGGAAGAUUGGACCAUGUCUGCUUGAGAAUUGAAAAAUAGCAAGUCUGAGGUGAGAUCGUUUUGCGUGAAGAGUAUUACAUUUUAGUAGUUGUUUUUUUAAACAGCAACAUUUCUCAUUCUCCUCAGUCACGCAAACAAAUGUUUCCUGUGGGGCAGUUAAUUGCGGUUGUAAGGUAACAUGCCGGCUGAGGAGAGAGUGACAGCGGGUAAAAGGCCACAUGAAGUAUAGCUGCGCAAUUAGGCGGCUGUUACGCAAAGAGUUUGAAGGAGCACGAGCCACAUGAAGCAUAAAACGCAUCCACAAAUUAUUGAUUAUUCAAUGUGUAAAAUGGCAACGUUGAUAUUACUAUUCAUGGCAUGCCAUUCAGUGGUUAAAAAAAAAAGCAAUCCCCGUUAUUGAGUAAAGGAAUCUCUGCAGCCCUCCCAGUCAGAUCAGCCAGUACACUGUGACGUGUUUCCAUGCAAGGUGCUCAUUAAGAGGGACGUUUGGUUUCUCUGACGUGUGUAUCAGUCCUCUGACGGCACCGGCCCCUUUUUAAGCCUCGGUAAAUCACCCGGAAGACCUCCACCAACGUUUCACUUAGCUAUUCCUCGCGAUGCAAAGGGGUGGAAGAGGCUCUUAAUAAACCUUCAAACUGUUCUGCUCUCUGUUUUCUGCCUAAGGUGCUCCAGCACAUGACUCUAGAAAUACUUGAGCAGGUCUCCAUGCCCUCCCGUUCCUAGCGGGAGACCGGUGCGACUAUGACCUUCCAUGUAGAGGGGCUUGUGGCUAUCGUGAUCUUCUAUCUACUGAUCCUGUUCGUGGGCAUCUGGGCGGCAUGGAAGAACAAACACUCCGGGGAGGCGGAGGGCACCGACCGCAGCGAAACCAUCAUGGUCGGAGGGAGAGACAUUGGAUUAUUUGUCGGUGGAUUUACCAUGACAGCGACCUGGGUUGGAGGAGGAUAUAUCAAUGGCACAGCUGAGUAUGUGUAUCUGCCUGAUUAUGGGUUGGCUUGGGCUCAAGCUCCCUUUGGAUAUGCCCUCAGUCUUGUUGUGGGUGGUCUUUUUUUCGCUAAGCCCAUGCGCUCUCGAGGUUACGUCACCAUGUUGGACCCAUUCCAGCAGAAGUAUGGGAAACGCAUGGGUGGCCUCCUCUUCAUACCUGCACUCAUGGGUGAGAUCUUCUGGUCCGCUGCCAUCUUAUCAGCACUUGGUGCUACCCUGAGUGUGAUCGUGGACAUGGACAUUAAUGUCUCCGUGGUUAUCUCAGCACUCAUUGCAAUCUUUUACACUCUGGUUGGAGGACUUUACUCUGUGGCCUACACUGAUGUUGUCCAGCUCUUCUGUAUCUUUAUUGGCCUGUGGAUCAGUGUCCCUUUUGCUUUGACCAACCCUGCGGUGUCAGACAUUACCGUUACUGCAGUGCAGCAGGUGUACCAGUCGCCCUGGAGAGGCAGCAUCCAGAAGGGUGACGCCUGGGUCUGGAUCGACAACUUCUGCCUCCUGAUGCUUGGAGGAAUACCAUGGCAGGUGUAUUUCCAGAGAGUCCUGUCGGCCUCCUCGGCCACCUACGCCCAGGUCCUCUCCUUCCUGGCCGCUUUCGGGUGCCUCGUCAUGGCCGUGCCCUCCGUUCUCAUUGGGGCCAUCGGGGCCUCCACAGACUGGAACCAGACAACCUAUGGUGCCAUUCCUCCGAAAGAGAAGGACCAAGCGGACAUGAUUCUACCCAUCGUGCUCCAACACCUCUGCCCCCCAUUUGUCUCUUUCUUCGGCCUGGGUGCAGUGUCUGCAGCUGUCAUGUCAUCGGCAGACUCCUCCAUCCUUUCAGCGAGUUCCAUGUUUGCGAGGAACAUCUACCAGCUCGCCUUUAGACAGUCGGCAUCUGACCGUGAGAUUGUGUGGGUGAUGCGUAUUACUAUCUUUGUAUUCGGCGGCCUUGCCACAUUGAUGGCGCUGUUGACCGGGACAGUUUACGGCCUCUGGUACCUGAGCUCAGACCUGGUUUACGUCAUCAUCUUCCCCCAGCUGCUCAGUGUGCUCUUUGUCAAAGGCACCAACACGUACGGCUCUGUGGCUGCCUACCUGUGCGGCAUGGUGCUGCGUAUAGGUGGAGGUGAACCCUACCUGCGUCUGCCUCCUUUCAUUUACUACCCUGGCUGGACCACGGAGGAGAGGAUACACCACAUUACUGGAGAAAUGGAGGAAGUCGUCAUCCAGAAGUUCCCCUUCAAGACCGUCUCUAUGCUGGCCUCUUUCCUGGGUAACGUUGCUUUCUCCUACCUGGCAAAGUACCUGUUUGAGAGCGGCAAGAUUUCACACAAGUACGACUUUCUGGAUGCAGUGGUGUCCAUGGACAGUGGAGAGAUUAUGGAUAAGACGACGCUUGUGACUCGCAGCAACGACAUCGGGUUGUCGGAGAUGGCGCCCGUCAAACCGCGGCUGAGCGUGACCUUGGCGGCCGCCUUCACGCGCCGGGACACACUGCCGGCGGAAACAGUGGAGGAGGAGGAGGACUCCAGCCCUGAUUCCUCCCACCACGAUGAAAAAUGAAGAAAAACCAAAAUAGACAGAACACAUUGAGUGAACUGACAGAGAACUGGUUACUAUGUCAGAUUCUCCAAAAAGAAGUAAGAGACAACAGGCAAACAUCCUCCCUUUGGGACUACAAAAGUACCACAUCCAGCAUGUAGUGAUUGGAUAACAACCACAUGUCAGGAUAUAUAGCGUAGACGCUUGCUGAUUGUCCGGACAUGAAGUUGUUUUUUCUGUGAAGUACAUCAAACAUUCACUCAUAUAGUACUUAUGCCGUAGAUAGAAGGGUGUAUGUAUAGUCAUCCUUUUUUUGAACUGGUUUGGAGAUCUACUUACAGUAAAGAAACGUGUAUUCAGAUAAUUUGAUUAAUUUGAUUUUGAUCCGUAAUGAAAAAGCUGAUCAAACUGCAAAUGAGCGGAGAUAAAAAAAAAAAGAUGCUGCAUACAGUUUCUACUGUGUGGUGAAAUAUUUGAUCAUAAAUAUGACAAGUAAUCAAACACAUGGCAGGUACUUACUAAGAAACGACUGACAGCACAACCAUAUUUUGGAAGGAGGGUUUACUGUAUGUACCAAUUGGAUAAAAGCAAUAACACAUACACACAGUUUAGCACCUGUGCCGCAACUAUUAUAAAUCUGAUUGUGUGUGUGUGUGUGUGUGUGUGAGAGAGAGAGAGAGAGAGAGAGAGAGAGAGUUAAAGUAAAUUAGAUCAUCAAAAGGGAAUGAUGGAAAACAGGAUAUUUUAUAGCUUUAAUAUGUCAUAUCAAGCCAAUACAGUUAUGUUAUGUGUAAUUAACAUUUGUAGUACGGAAAUAAUUAGGUUUUGAUUUAUGAAUGAAUUAAUACAUUAAAUAGACUGUAAUGUUAAAAAGUGAAAUACGUCCGACAUAUUAACCAAAGCCCAAAACUAAUUGAGUUUGAUACAGUUUUGUCAGGCUUUUCAUGAUUACAGAUAAACACAUCAUGACUGUGAAUCAAGAGAGAAACAAUCCAUGUAUCAUGCUGAGUAGAAAAUAUACAAGCAGUAGUGACGGUAGUUGACUUGAAACAUUAGCUAAUAUUCUCUUAAUUAAUGUCAGGUGUAGAAACAGUUUUAAUCAUAAGAAUCAGUGUACAUUAGUGUUUAAAAAUUAUCUUGUAUUCAACUGCCUUAAUGAAGCUCUGCAGCGAACAAAGACUUGAAUAUGAAUGUAACCUCUACAAAAAGAUCAAAUUAUCUCAAAUAGUGUACUUCUACUGCGGUUUGUGUCUGUUUUUGUUUGUGAUUUUGCAAAGUCAAACAGUGACUGGUGAAAACAGCGUGGCGGCAGGUCCUGCUUCACAAAUUUGUUGUAAACAGCAGUGUACAGAUUAUUUUCUCUGUGAUGUGUAUGUUUGUAUAGAUAUGGAGAGAAAAAUAUCCACAUAGAUAACAAAUCAUGCUGUUUAUUCAUAUAAGAUAGAAAGGAUGCUGUCUAAAUGUUUAUUUAUUUUUGAUGUCAUAAAAGAUGAAACAAUAAAAAAAAGAACAAAUUAUUUCAGGAAAAUAUAUAAAUUCUACUUUUGGAACAAGAUAAAAUGGUAUUUUACUUUUCACUGACUCUUGUUAAAAAUGCACUGUGAAUAUUUC